Molecule: messenger RNA, 1773 nt
Organism: Eimeria necatrix
Lineage: Eukaryota; Apicomplexa; Conoidasida; Eucoccidiorida; Eimeriidae
Exons: 3
Coding region: 1-1773 (590 amino acids)
Biological process (GO): DNA integration
Molecular function (GO): nucleic acid binding
Source: RefSeq, a predicted model, not a curated record
AUGGGACCAGACUAUGCCGACGUUGCCCGGCCGCUGGUUGCUCUAACGCGUAAAGACGUCAGUUUCAAAUGGACAGAGCUUCACACGCAAACAAUGCGGCAGCUCAAACAGCGCUUAAUCGACUUCACUACAUUACAAGUCCCUGACGCCACGAAACCCUUCGAGUUAUACACGGAUGGCCCUGGUUAUGCGAUCGGAGCAGUUUUCGAACAAGACGGCAAACCCAUCGGCUUCCUCAGCCAAGUCAUGAACCACACGCAACAGAGAUACUCGAUCUACGAUCAGGAACUCUUGGCGUUGGUCAUGGCACUGGACAAGUUCUCGCACUUGCUCCGUGUCUCCAAGGUAACGGCUUACGCUGAUCAUCAAGCUCUAACCCAUCUCCAACGACUCCAAGCAUCGAAGCCUCUGCGCAGACGCACCGCCCGGUGGCUAGACUUUCUUGCGGAGUUCCCGGAUUUGCACAUCACCCUGCCGUCUGCGCCUUCACCUGCGCCGCCGGAACCCAACCCAGAGCCGGAACCUGCUACACUCACAACGAAGCCACCCGCUGACCCUCUUGAUGUGCGCCAUUGGCCGCAAGCUUACUCGAAGUGUCCUGUUUUUCGCGUUCCCUACGAAGCCGCAGCAAACCAACCAGGAGAAGCUCUGCAAAUCGAGUUUUGUAAUAGCCAAUUCACCUUUCGCUACGUAGAGCCUUACCUGCACAUCCGGGUUCAUGGACUGUGGCGCAUCUGCGUCCCACAAUUCCCUGAGUUCCUUACUCACAUUCUGCAUUCACAUCACGACCAUGUCACAGCCGGCCAUCGAGGCCAGGAAAAGACCUUUGCGGCUCUCAGCAAGCACUACUACUGGCCAGGAAUUCGCGCCUACACUACUGCUUAUGUUGAGUCAUGUACCCACUGUCGAGCGUCAAAGUAUCUUAACCAGAAGCCUGCAGACCUUCUUCAACAGUUGCUUAUCCCUUCUCGUCGAUGGGCGCACGUGAGUCUCGACUUUGUCACAGAUCUUCCCCUUACAACGACAAGGCACGACUCGAUUCUUGUCAUGGUCGACUCUCUCAGCAAGAUGGCUCAUUUCGUUCCUGCAAAGAAGUCAUUCACAGCAGCAGACACCGUGGAGCUUCUCGCAGACCGCCUUAUCCGCUAUCACGGAUUUCCAGAGGUACUCAUAUCGGACCGCGACCCCCGUUUCCAGUCGGAUCUUUGGAACCAGCUCUGUCGCCGCUUUAACAUCAAACGGUGCAUGUCCUCGUUCUACCAUCCGCAAAGCGACGGCCAAACUGAACGGGUUAACCGCACACUGGAGCAGAUGCUUCGUACCUAUAUCAAAUCUGACGAACGCGAGUGGGAGCGUUUGCUUUCGGCCCUGGAACUUGCUUACAACACAGCAAGUCAUUCAUCCACUGAGCUCUCUCCCUUCGAGGUCAUGAUUGGCGAGAACCCGUUGACUGCUGCGGGCCUUGAUAUCCUAGUUCCCCACCGCCCCUGCCCUCCCGCCUUGGUUCCCCCGGCAGCCGACGCCGCCUGGCCUCCUAUCCACCAUGCAGCAGGAAAUCCCACAGAGGAAUACAAAGUCGACUAUAUUAUGGACCAACGCGGCUCGGGAGGUGCAGCCCAGUACCUCGUGAAGUGGCGCGGGUCCCCUGAAGAUCAAGCCACAUGGGAGCCAGCUCACCACCUUACAGGCUGCCCAGCUUUGCUUCGCGCUUGGCGCCGCCGCGAACAAAGACGUCUUCAGGCUCGAAACAACAUUGGUCCUUCCGAGGCGUAG